This is a messenger RNA of Perognathus longimembris pacificus (Pacific pocket mouse), 3093 nucleotides long. Its product is annotated as zinc finger protein 239-like. Lineage: Eukaryota; Metazoa; Chordata; Mammalia; Rodentia; Heteromyidae. The coding region runs from base 1318 to 2196 and encodes 292 amino acids. The record is from RefSeq and is a predicted model, not a curated record. Gene Ontology annotation, biological process: regulation of transcription by RNA polymerase II. Gene Ontology annotation, molecular function: DNA-binding transcription factor activity, RNA polymerase II-specific; RNA polymerase II cis-regulatory region sequence-specific DNA binding. The transcript has 3 exons.
CACACAGCCUUUUAUUUGUUUUAAGUUUUAUGGAUCUCCAUUUUGGGGUGUACUCAGCUUGGUAUUUUGUGUUGAUAUUAUUUCAGUAACAUGAGGCUUUAAUCAUUGGGUUGCAUGAGUGAGGAUGGUUGGUUCAGGUUUGUGUCACUCCUAUGACCAUUAUUUUAUGCUGCCUCUUUAUUAGGCCAUGUAUGUUCCACAGGAAAGCCAAGGUUCUUCAUAUGACUGUGCUUAGGAAGAUGAGCAAUAGGUCUUUUCACACCUGUGCUGACAGUCUGUAGUUUUCACCAAUUCUGUAUGUAAUUAACAUAGAACUGAAUUUCUUUUAUAAUAUCUAUCUACCAACUAAUGGACUGUGAAUUUGUCUUAAUUGAUCAGUUUAAUACUUGAAACAUAAAGGUUUCUUCUCCCCUAAGAAGUCAGUAUUCUUUUCCAGCUCAUGUAUAAUGUUUUGAGCAGGAAAAUCUGGGGCAAAUUGGCAAUAGUUCUUUCCUGACUACUUCAUGUAUCUUUUUUCCCCAGCCUUGCUUCCAGAAUCUUCUGUUCAUUGUCAACAGGAACAUAGAAUGGAUGGAUUUCAGGGCACUGUGAUUCUAAACCCAAAUGGAUUGUCAAGCUGGAGGAAUGUACAGAACCAUGGAUGGGAGAUACCUCAGACAAGACUUUCCCAGAUGACCAGCGAAUGGAUGUCAUACUUAAGACUUGCCAGGAAAUUCCAGAUGAAUGACUGUGUGAAGUAGUAGUCACCAAUAGCAACACUAUGGAGGAAAGAGUGAGAUUAGUGAGAACUUUUAAUUUGGGCUCAAAACACAUGCCAGAGCUGAGGAAGAAUAAUGGGAACUCCUCAGGAAUGAGGACUGAGAAGUCCAUUACAUGUCAGAACAUGCUUCUCUGCAGUGAGCCUGUAAAGAUGCAUGCUGGAUCCAGACCUGGUGUAUCUCAUGUAGUUGAAAAAUCCUUCAGCCAAAUGAAACAUUUUAGUCAACAUUCUGAGAGUCCAAAUGAGCAGAACUAUUUCAAGGAUGGUGGAGAAGGGAUGGUAUUAAACUUAGAGACCAUAUUCUUUAGACAAAAUUGGGUUUGUGUGGGAGAACUCUCUUACAAUAAUCAAUAUAGAGAAAGCAAUUGUAAGUCUGCUCUCAUUGGCCAAUAAAUACUUCAGGGAGUGAGGAAAACACCUGAGUGUACUGUACAUGGGGAAACAUUCUACUUCAGACCAACAGUCAGUACACAUCAGAAAAAAACACACUGUAAACAGUCCCUGUUCAUGGAGUGAAUGUGAGAAAACUUUCAGUAAGGAAAUAGACCUUCCUAACCAUGAGAGCAAAUACAGAGAGAUGUUUGAUAAUUACACCAAAUGGGGGAAGUGUUUUGCCAGAAAAGUAUACCAUCCUGUUUAUGAAAGAGCAAAUACAGGAGAGAAACCUUAUGAAUGCAACCAAUGUGGAUAAUUCCUUCAUGGACAGGCCAGCUGUAAGCAAAGAUAAUAGAAUUCACACAAAUGUGCUAACUCAUGAAUGUAUCAAAUGUAGAAAAUCUUUCAUCCAGAAAGGAAAGCUAAGUAGACAUCAUACAGUUCACACAGAUGAAAAACUUUAUGAAUGUAACCAAUGUGGAAAGUCUUUCAUCUGGAAGUCACGCCUUACUGUUCAUCAAAGAACACACAUGGGAGAGAAACCUUAUAAAUGCAACCAAUGUGGAAAGUCAUUCAGGAAGUUGUCAAAUCUUAUUUAUCAUAAAAGAAUUCACACAGGUGAAAAACCCUAUGAAUGUAACCAAUGUGGAAAGUCUUUCACCUACAAGUCAAAGCUUAGUGCUCAUGAGAGAACACACAUAGCAGAGAAACCUUAUAAAUGUAACACGUGUGGAAAGUCUUUCAUCUGGAAGUCAUAUCUUAGAGAUCACCAGAGAACACACACAGGAGAGAAACCUUACAAAUGUAACAUAUUUGGAAAGUCUUUCUCCAAGAAGACAAAUCUUAGAGUUCAUAAGACAAUACACACAGGAGAGAAACCUUAUCAAUGUAACCAAUGUGGAAAAUCUUUCAACCGGAAAACAUAUCUUAGUGAUCAUCAGAGAAACCACGCAGGAGAGAAACCUUAUGAAUGUAACAAAUGUGGAAAGGUCUUCAUGCACAGUUCAUCUCUAAGAAAACAUAAGAGAAUUCACUGUUUAAAAAAAAUAUUAGGAACUUAACACAUAGAGACAGCCCUUCACCCAUCAGUCAGCACUCAACAGCAUAAGAGAAGUCACACAGAUGAGAAACUAUGGAUAUAACCAAUGCGUAUGAACCUUCACCCAGAGAUCACAACAUAGCUUGCAUGAGAGAAUUCAUGAAGGUGAAAAUCCUUAUGAAUGUAACAUGGAAAGUGUAACCUGUAGAAAAUCAACCAUAAAUGAUUACCUCUAGAUGCAUCAGAGAAUACAAAUUAGUGUUAUGAAUGUACAAAAUGUGGAAAAUCUUCCAACCAGAAGUGAGGUCCCAAUAUGUACCUGAGGACUGACUCUUCUUUUACAUGGAACAGUUUCUGAAUAUGUCAUGCUGUCAGGAAUUUCUUUAGGUUGUAAAUUAAUGUGGUUGAGCUUGAAAUAUUUAUUUAUUCCUUAGUUUGGUAUUGUAGAUUUGCUUUUAAAUGAGCAAGGUAAAAUGACUUUGUGCUUAUAUUUUGUAUUUAAUUAAUGACUGAUAAUGAAUCACUUGUGAUUGAUUUGCUCUUAACCAAUUCUGCAGUUCUGCAGAGUGAAUUAAAAUAAAACACCACUGUAGAUGAUAUGAAGAAUAUUAUUGUCUUUUCUUCCUGUUCUGGUUGCUGAAAUCAUCUCAGGAGGAUGAUUAGCUCUCUGUCAACACUACUGUCCUUUUUUCUAGCUCCCUGUAGAUAGUUGUACCAAAGCACAACUAGGACCUACUUUUGUUAAAAUUAAUUCUGGCACCCAUAUAAAAAUGAGAAACUUGGGAAAAAUGAAAAACAAGGGUUAGGAGAUGCUUACAGGAGACAAGCAGAUACAAGUAGAAUUGUAGUAGACAUUUGAUAGGGUAAAACAAGCACAACAUUACCCCCUUUGGAUUUUCUGAUUGCAUAGGUAUGUACG